Molecule: messenger RNA, 3580 nt
Organism: Cryptomeria japonica (Japanese cedar)
Lineage: Eukaryota; Viridiplantae; Streptophyta; Pinopsida; Cupressales; Cupressaceae
Product: C2 and GRAM domain-containing protein At1g03370
Exons: 9
Coding region: 185-3298 (1037 amino acids)
Source: RefSeq, a predicted model, not a curated record
AGAAGUCAAUGAAACAAGGUGUCAGCAUCUCUAAAGGUCUCAAAAGAUCAAAUAAACUAGAAAAAGUUAACCACCUUCCUUUGCUAAAGUAGUGACACGUCGUGAGGUCGAAUCGGCGGAUGGCCAAGUACAAUUGAUGCGUUCAGGAAACACAGGCAGCAAAUGAGAGUGAGUUAUUGCAGAAAUGAAGUUACAAGUGCAGGUGUUGGAGGCGCGGGGACUUCCUAGUGGGGUUUCAGAGGCAUUUGUGCGGUUGCAGGUUGGACAUACGAAGGCCAAGACCAGAAAUGCAAAUGCAGCGUCCUUUCCAUGGUAUGAGGAUUUCUAUUUCAAGGUAGAUGACUUGAAGUCUGAGGUGGUCGUCACUGUUCAAGGAGAUCAUGGAUUUGGCGGGCAUGUGAGGGUGCCAAUUGCUCUCGUUUUCAAUGCAGACAAGCAAGUUGUUGCUCCUUCUUGGUUCGCCUUGAAUUCCCGCACCAGAAAGUCCAAGACUUUCCUUUCAGGAGAGAUAUGUAUGGGCUUAUCACUUUACGGAAGGAGUUAUUCCAACUCUGAAUCUAAUUUGAAUACUCCCUCGUCAUCAAAUGGUAUAGAUGAAUCUGUAUCCAUUUCCACAAUAUCAGAGCCAGAGCUUGCAGCAAGUACCCCGAACGUUCCUGUCCAUUCUCGAAUAAGUUCAUCUGAAUCCUUAUUGUCAUCAGAUAAUGAUGCAGUGCCAGGUAAAGAAAGCUCAUCAUCUGGAAAAAAGGGACGUAUUCAUCGACAUUUUGUCAAUCAUUUAACAUCAUUAUUUUCUAAAAGGUCUCGAAGUGUUGCAAAGUCGACCAGGACCUCUCCAGUUAAAUCAGUUGUCUCUUCAAUGCCAUCUGAAACCAGUGACAAUUCUGAGGAUGAAAAAGAUUUGAUCCCUUCAUCCUUUUUCAAAGAGGAUCCCAAAGGUGAUCCAAGAGAUGAUAUAAUGAUUGCUCCUUUGGCAGGGGGAAUACUUGUUGAUCAGUCCUAUGCAGUAACUGCUGGCAGAUUGAAUGCAAUUCUCUUUAUGUCUGGCUCACAGUUUGUACAGGACCUUGCUAUAGUACAAAACACAACAGAUCUUUUGGAGGGACCAUGGAAGAAAUUGGAGAAUGAACUUCCUCACCGUACAGUGACAUACAUGAAGGCUCCUACAAAGAUGAUAGGCUGUGUGAAAGCAAUUGAAGAACAGAUGUAUUUGAGAGCUGACAAAGGAGCUCUUCUAGUGAAGUCAAUAGUUAGCACACCUGAUGUUCCAUUUGGGACUAAUUUUCAAAUUGAAAUUCAAUUCUGUAUAAGACCAGGCCCCAUCAUUUCAUCGGGAGAAGAAACAGCGCAUCUCUUUAUAUCAUGGAGCAUCAACUUCUUGAGAGGUACAAUGAUGAAGUCCAUAAUAGUGAAUGCUGCUCAACAGGGAUUGAAUGACAGCUACAAACAGUAUGUGGAUGUGUUAGCAAAUUAUGCAAGGUGCAUUGAUGAACCCACAUCAACAGCCUCUGAAGAAGAGGAACAGCCUCAAAGUGACUGGGAGCUAGCAAAGGGAUAUUUUGUCAAUUUCCCAGUGCUUGCAUGCAUAAUAUCACUAGCAAUAGUUCUCUUACAUAUCUAUUUUCCUUGGACAAAGAUAAACAAGGUCUUAGGAUUUUUCUACUUGGACUUGCCAGACUCCCUUGAAGAAUUCAUCACCUCAGCAAUUCUUGCAAUGCAAUUGGAACAUGUUGUCAAGCAGAUCCAGACAUUCCUACAAGCCAGAGUUUGCAGAGGUUCUGAUCAUGGCGUGAAAGCACAGGGUGAAGGGUGGCUCUUAACUGUGACAUUGGUUUGUGGAGAAAACCUUUCUCCAUUGGAUGAAACUGGCACACGUGAUCCUUAUGUUGUUUUUACUUGCAACGGAAAGACCCGUACUAGCUCAGUGAAGUUAAAUACAUUGAACCCAGAAUGGCAUGAGGUACUUGAGUUUGAUGCAACGGAAGAUGCACCAUCAACAAUGGAUAUUGAAGUUUUUGAUUUUGAAGGACCCUUCUCAGAAGCAGAGUCACUAGGGCAUGCUGAGAUAAACUUUUUGAAACAAUCUUCAGAAGACCUGGCAGAUCUGUGGGUGCAAUUGGAGGGAAAGUACACACAGUUGCAAGGUUCAAAAUUACAUUUGCGUAUCUGUUUGAUCAACACCAAAGAUUCUGACCAUGUCAAUCAUUAUAUUCAGAAAGUAGAAAAGGAAGCUGGCAAAAAGAUUCUUCGACGGUCACCACAGAAGAAUUUAUCAUUCCAGCGAUUGUUUUCUCUUCCUCCUGAAGAAUUUCUUAUUAAUGACUUUGCGUGUGCUCUAAAGCGCAAAAUUCAUUUGCAGGGUCGACUUUUUCUCUCUCCACGAAUGCUAGGGUUUUAUUCAAAUAUCUUUGGACACAAAACAAAGUUUUUGAUUUUAUGGGAUGAUAUCGAUGAGGUUCAAGAGACAUCACCUGGUCUUAGUUCAGUGGGCUUGCUGCUCAAUCCAUCAAUUUUAGUAUUCACAAAAAAGGGGCGAGGCAAAGAUGCUUGCCAAUAUGCCAAGAGUUUGGAUUCUAGAGGCCGUUGUAAAUUCCAAUUCCAAUCAUUUGUUCAUUUUGGACCAGCAUACAGGAUAGUGUCAGCUAUCUGGAGAAGUCGCACGCUCAGCUUUGAACAGCAGAUGGAGAUUAUUGCAGAUGCAGAUUCAGAUUUUGUAACAGAAGAGAAGCAAGCUGAUGAUACUGAAACAUUUAUAGGAUUAGAAGAGGCUAAUAUGUCAGAAGUUUACUCGGAAAAACUCCCUGUCACAGUUGAAUCGUUAGUCUCUUUAUAUGAUAAAGAAAACCUUGAUGAAAAGAUAAUGAACAAGAUGGGUUGCUUGAAUUAUAUGGUAACUCCAUGGGAGCAAGUAGGUGAUAAUCCAAGAGUGACACAGCGGCAGCAAUUUUACAAACUUAACCAUCGCUUUUGUCACUUUGACAACCAAGUUACACGCAUUCAGCAGAGGAAUCUUUCUGAUGACGCACAAGUUUGUGCUAUUGCAGAGCUUAUUACACUUCAAGCUAUUCCUUAUGGAGAUCAUUUUCAGGUACAUGUACGCAGAGAAGUUGAAAACAUAUCAGUUGAUCCCCCAACAUCAGAUUGUAAGAUUUACUUGGGGAUUGCGUGGCAAAAAAGCACCCUGGCUCAUGAAAAGAUAACAAAAAAUUGUAAAAAAUGUUUCACAAAGUAUUUGGAAGAGGAGAUAGAAUUGAGUAUUAAAGAGCUUAUUGCAUAUAAAAACAAUCAUUUACCAUAAUGCUUAUCUGCUGCUCCAUAUUGUGUGGUUCAGAGCUGAUGUCUAUGAUGGAUGUGUAUAAAUUUCUCUUAAGUUAAAAGAAACAAUGCAUAGAUCAUUUUUCCUGUGUCAAAGCAGAACACAUCAAAAAAUGAAUAAUGUGGAAGGAUGCUCUUUGAGGAGUAUUGUGUCCCUCUUUAAGAGUUUGCUGAGGUCCACUUAUUGUGCAUCUAAAUACUUUAUUUGGUUGAAGAAAGCAAUUCACUGCCACAGUUCUCUUGGUUUUCUGUGGCAUUUAUAAUU